Molecule: messenger RNA, 6735 nt
Organism: Hippopotamus amphibius kiboko
Lineage: Eukaryota; Metazoa; Chordata; Mammalia; Artiodactyla; Hippopotamidae
Gene: ZNF300
Product: zinc finger protein 300
Exons: 9
Coding region: 400-2628 (742 amino acids)
Biological process (GO): regulation of transcription by RNA polymerase II
Molecular function (GO): DNA-binding transcription factor activity; RNA polymerase II cis-regulatory region sequence-specific DNA binding
Source: RefSeq, a predicted model, not a curated record
ACCCCUCCGGACUCACCCGGGCACAGGUGCACCGCCGUGAGGACUUGGUGGGCACACAGGCGCAGAAGAAGCCGCCGUGAGUGGGGCUAGCCGGAGCGUGUUCCCUCCGACUGCAAACUACAUCUCCCAGAAUGCCUGCGCUGCGGCGCCGCACAUGCGCAUUGGGAGGCCAGGCGCCUGUGAGAUGCGGUCCAGGAGCAUUUCACGUGAUUCCUGUGCUGCGUUACUGCCCUGGUCCCCAACCCUCUUCCUGGCAAAAGGCCUGCUGGGAGAUGAGGCACAAGCGCACUGCGCCAGCGACCUUGAGAUUUAUUUUGACAAAGCCUGGGAUACCCUGUAUGCAACAGUCUUCCUAUCACAGAGCACUCACUUCCUCUAAAUGAGUUCAGCCCUGUCUUCAUGACCCAUCCUGGGACUGAGAAGAAUUUACCAGGGUCCAGUGUCAUUCGAGGAUGUGGCUGUAGAUUUCACCCAGGAGGAGUGGCAGCAACUGGAUCUUGCUCAGAGGACCCUGUACAGGGAUGUGAUGCUAGAGAACUACAGCCACCUGGUCUCAGUGGGGUAUGCAGUUUCCAAACCAGAUGUCAUAUCCAAGUUGGAACAAGGAGAAGAGCCAUGGAUCAUAAAGACAGACAUAUCAAAUUGGAUCUAUCCAGAUCUAUUUUGACAAAGCCUGGAAUACCCCAUAUUAAAACAGUCUCUCUGUCAUGGGAGCACCCACUUUCUCUGAACCAGUUAAGCCUUGUCCACCUGACUCCUUCUGGGACUGAGAAGGAUUUCCAAGGCGUCCGCCUUUUUAGGACAGAGCAGAAAAUGAUAAAGUCCCAGGGGUUAGUAUCAUUCAAGGAUGUGGCUGUGGAUUUCACCCAGGAAGAGUGGCAGCAAUUGGACCCUGCUCAAAAGACCCUGUACAGAGAUGUGAUGCUGGAGAACUACAGCCACCUGGUCUCAGUGGGGCAUCCACUUUCCAAACCAGAUGUCAUCUCCAAAUUGGAACAAGGAGAAGAUCCAUGGAUCAUAAAGAGAAACAUACCAAAUUGGAUCUAUCCAUAUGAAGAUCAGGCAGAUGGGCGUCAAGGGAAGAAGAGUAACCUUGACAACCCCCAAUCAUAUAUUUUGGGGUCUGUUUCCUUCCAUAAUAAAAUAGUGAAAGGAGUCACAAAGGAUGGUUCAUUAUACUCCAUUUUGAAAGCCUGUCAAGGUGAUGGCCAGCGGAGAUGUCAGAAAAACAGACUUUUCAGGCAAGUAACAGUCAUCAACAACAAAACAAUGACUGUGGAGUCAGACCACAAAUAUAAUGCAUUGGGAAAAAUAUUUCAAGAGUGCAUAGGAUCAGAUACUUCAAGACAAAGACCCCACAACUGUGAUGCAUUUAAAAAGAACUUGAAAUCUAAUAUUGAGCUACCUAGUUAUAAUAAGAGCAAUUCAAGAAAAAACCCUGAUGAGAGUGUUGAAUGUGGAAAAUCAUCCAUCCACGGUGUGUCCAAUCCUAAUCUUGAGAAAAGUCACAAUGGAGCAAUUCCUUGUGAUGAUAACGAGCAUGGAAAUAUUUUCAGCAAGAAACAAUCCCUUAUUCAAUAUCAGAAUGCUGAAACUAAGGAGAAAACCUGUGUAUGUAUUACAUGUGGAAAAGCCUUUGCUAAGAAGUCGCAACUCAUUGUACAUCAACGAAUUCAUACUGGAAAGAAACCAUACGAUUGUGGUGCAUGUGGGAAAGCCUUCAGUGAGAAGUUUCACCUCAUUGUACAUCAGAGAACUCAUACUGGGGAGAAACCUUAUGAAUGUUCUGAGUGUGGAAAAGCCUUCUCUCAAAAAUCAUCCCUCAUUAUACAUCAGAGAGUUCAUACUGGGGAAAAGCCAUAUGAAUGUAGUGACUGUGGGAAAGCCUUCUCCCAGAAAUCACCACUCAUUAUACAUCAGAGAAUUCACACUGGAGAGAAACCAUAUGAAUGUAGAGAGUGUGGGAAGGCCUUCUCCCAGAAGUCACAGCUGAUUAUACAUCAUAGAGCUCAUACUGGAGAGAAGCCCUAUGAGUGUACUGAAUGUGGGAAAGCCUUCUGUGAGAAGUCUCACCUCAUUAUACAUAAAAGGAUUCACACUGGGGAGAAACCCUACAAAUGUGCUCAAUGUGAGGAUGCCUUCAGCAGGAAGACAGAACUUAUUACACACCAGUUAAUUCAUACUGGGGAGAAGCCUUACGAAUGUACUGCAUGUGGGAAGACCUUCUCCCGGAAGUCACAGCUUAUUAUACAUCAGAGAACACAUACUGGAGAAAAACCGUAUAAGUGUAGUGAAUGUGGAAAAUCCUUCUGUCAGAAAUCACAUCUCAUUGGACAUCAGAGAAUUCACACAGGUGAAAAACCUUAUGUUUGUACUGAAUGUGGGAAAGCCUUCUCUCAAAAGUCUCACCUCCCAGGUCAUCAGCGAAUUCAUACAGGAGAGAAACCUUACAUAUGUGCUGAAUGUGGAAAGGCGUUUUCUCAGAAAUCAGACCUUGUUUUACAUCAGAGAAUUCAUACUGGGGAAAGACCCUAUCAGUGUGCUGUAUGUGGAAAAGCCUUCAUCCAGAAAUCACAACUCACUGUACAUCAGAGAAUUCAUAGCAGUGGUAAAAUCAUAAUGAACUAAAAACACAGACAAGUCUUCGUAAAUAGCAAGCCUUAAUAAAUAACAGAAACCUGAUUAAUUUGAUAAACUUGUGGACAACAUCUUUAUAGAGAAAAUUUUAUAAGAAAAUUCAUGUCUGUAGUGUGGUGAUACCUAACUCUGCAAAGAAGAUGGGAAAUAAUUACAUAAAUGAAGGAUAUUUUCACCAUGUCAUGUAAAGCUUUUAAAGUUAAGUUAAUCAUCAUUAGAACAAGUUAUGUAUAUAGAAUAUUGUCAAAUUACAUAUUCCUUAUAUACUAUACCAGUAAACAGAUUGCAAAAUUCUAAUAUUAGCCAGGCAUUAUUUUAGCCAUAUACAGUGAUUCCCUAUAAAGGACAUGAAGAAAACUUGAGUUAAAAAAAUCAGUUCCUAGAAACUGCAUUAAAAAGAAUGGGCUUGGGAGUUCCCUGGCUGUAGGACUCAGUGCUUUCACUGCUGUGGCCCGGGUUCAAUCCCUGGUCAGGGAACUAAGAUCUUGCAAGCUGUGUGUCAUGGCAAAAAAAAAAAAAAAGAAAAAAGGGGCUUAGCAUGAUCCCUGUAGAUACAUGUAAAAUUCUUAUACAAAGGUGGAGACAGAGAUUGAUCAGAUUCAAUAAAAGUGAUAAUUGUACAUUUUCACAUGUCAGGAUUAUAAGUUGAUCUGUACCUCUGGAAGGAUCCUGGAGCUUGAAAUUGAUGCUUCUUGACCAAGUCUCCUCUUUACCCUCCCUUACUGGGAAUUUGGUAUGGUGGAAAGACUUUGCUACUGAACCGGAUGGUCUGGGUUUUAAUCCUGGCUCAACAACUCAAAAGAUUGUGUGACUUCAGGCAAGCCUACUUUACCCAUCUGAAUAUUUUUUCUUAUUGGUAAAUAAAAGUACAAUAUAGAGCACAUUUUCAGUUAAUAUUAGUUCUUUUUAUCUUUCCUCUCUAUCGUCCUGUAAAAGGAUGUUAAGACUAAUGUGAAACAUCUCAACUUGCUUUAUAGUCCAGAUACUCUGCUUUUAUACCUCAUUCCUGUGACUGAUUCAUCUUACUCUUUGACCCUGGUAGCUUUGAUUUGUGGUGUGUUAAAGUGAGAUUUUUAUUAUACUUUUAUUAUUUUUUACAUACACUUAUAUAAGCUGUGGUGUUUGCACAUAAAGACCCUGUCUGUUGACUCUUGAGUUCCUUUCUGACCCCUAUCCUGCAGCUGCAACUGUUUUCCCUGGAACUGAGGACACUUACAAAGAAAAACUCUUUGGGUAAGAAUUCAUGCCUGCCAUAGAUUUGAGAACUUAAUACCUCUAAAAUAUCUCCUGUUCUCCUUCCCUUGAUCCCACAUAUUCCUCCAUGAGCAACUUAAAAUGAGGACUGCUGCUGCAGAUGCUCUGCAUGAGAGCAUACCUGACAAGGAUGAGGGUGUCUGUAUGGUUAAACAUGGUUUACUCAUGUUCACAUUGUUCUUCCUUUAGAUCCCACUUGAUUCCUUCACAUUUCAUGCCCACCUUAUCCCCUUCCUGAAUGGCUGAACUAUCUAUUAUGAAACUGCAUGAGAAUCUCUGCAGGGGAGAGGGCAUACCUGAUGGAGAGGAAUGUGGGAACAUGUGUGGGCAAAUUUCUGGUCUCAUUAUGAACACUGAGUUGAGGGCAAUGACAUCAGAUAUAACCGGCCAUUCAGAUCUGGGUAGAAGGCCUAAGGGUAUACCUCAUGGGUUGAGCUACUUUGAAGAUUCCUUAUGGAAGAUGUCCUAACUGGUUCUUAUGGAGGCUUGAGAAGGACAAGGGACCAUUUUGGGAAUAUAGAGAAAUUUAGUGAAGAGCAGGUUUAUAUAAAACUAUGUAAGUGACAGCUAUAGACCUGAUGUAGAUUUAACAAAGAUUCACAGUUCCCACCUUACAGACUUCCCAAUUGAUCCUUUUACUGUUACAGCUCCUGGGCAGCCUCAUUGAUCUGAUAAUGGGCUCCUAUAAAAAUCUCAUUUCAGAUUUAGUGCCUACUGGUUUAACAUUUCACCAGUUUUUUGUUCUUUUGGGUUUUUUCCCCAGCAUUUUACUAGAGGAGAUGCCAAUACAGUGAGGCAAGAAAAAGAAAUAAUAAGUAUAUUCAGAUUCUACAGAUAAUUAAAAUCUAUUGAAAAGAUUUGAGUACAACUAAAUAAAAAAAAAAAAAAGCCAAUUCUACAAUAUCUAUUCCAGAAAAGAGAAGAAGAAGGAUCCCUGACAUACUUUAUGAGGCUACCAUUAUCCUGAUGCUAAAGCCAGACAGAGACAUUACAAGAAUAAACAAUUAGUGACAGUAUUUCUUCUGAACAUAGCCACAACCAUCCUUAACAGACUGUUUGCAAAUCAAAUCGAUGAAUAUUUUGGGAAAAAAAAGUACAUCAUGGCCAAGUAGAGUUUAAUUCAAGAAUGCAAGUUUGGUCCAAUAUACAAAAAACUUUUGAUAGAAUUCAACUUGCCAGUAGCCUAAAAAGAAUAACUGUAUGGUCAUUUCUAUAGAUGGGGGAAAAUGAUAUGACAAAAAUUCCACAUCCGUUUAGAAUACAAACUCAGCAACUAGGAAUAAAGGGCAGCUUCCUCAAAUUGUUGAAGGACAUCUAUAGAAUAUCUAAACUUAACAUAUUUAAUGGUAAAAGAAUAAAUGUUUGCUCCAAGAUUGGGAAAAUGUUAAAGAUGUGUGCUCUGCUCUGCUCUUCCCAGUGAAUAUUGUACUAGUGAUCUAAGCCAGUGCAGUAGAGAAAACAAAAAAAGAUGGGGGGGUGGAGUGUGGUGGGGAGGGGAGCAUACAGUCAGGAAAGGAAAAUAAAAUUGUCUUUAUUUGCAAACAACAUGGUCUUCUACACAGGUGAUUUCAAAAGCUACAAAAAAAAAAUCUAGUAAACCCAUUUCUCACAAAAUAGAUGGGUUUCACAAAAUAACUAAGUAAAUGAGGAGAUAUACUGUAUUUAGAGAUGGAAAGAUUCAAUAUUGAUUGUUAAGAUAUCAAUUUUCCUCAAAUUGAUCUAUAUAUUUAUUGCAAUCACCAACAAAAAAAUAAUCUCAGCAGACAUUUGUGUAUAAUUUGACAAUCUGAUUCAAAAAUUUAUGUGGAAAUGCAAAAGACUUGGAAUACAUAAAACAUCUUUGAAGAGAAAGAAGAAGGCUCAUAUUACCUGAUUUCAAGGUUUAUUUUAAAGCUAAAGUUAUUAAGUAUAUAGUAGUGGCACAAGUGUAGACAGGUCAAUGCAACAGUAUAGUCUAGAAAUCAAAUCACAUAUAUGGACAACAGAUUUUUAACAAAGUUGACAAGGUAGCUCAAGGGACAGAAGGUAGUCUUCUCUUUCCUUUUUAAAAAAUAUUUGUUUGUUUAUGGCUGCUUUGGGUCUUAGUUGUGGUGUGCAGCCUCUUUAGUUGUGGUGCGCAGGCUUAGUUGCACCACAGUAUGUUGGAUCCUAGUUCCCACCAGGGGUCCAACCUGUGUCUCCUGCAUUAGAAGCCAGACUCUCAGUCUCUGGACCACCAGGGAAGUCCCAGAAGGUAGUCUUUUCAACAGACGAUGCUUGAACAUUUGGAAAUCCAUAUGAAACAACAAAACAAAACAAAAAUUCCUUGAUUCCUAGCUCAUAUUCAUACUAUAUAUAAAAGUCAACAUGAAAAAGGUAAUGAGCAUAAAUGUAAAUGUAGAAACUAUGAAUUUCUAGAAGAAAACAAAAUAAUUGUCUUUCACCAUGAAAAGAUUUUUCAAAGACAAAAAAAACCACAAAAGAAAUUAAAAACUGUUGAGUUUGUUAUGAUGAUAACUUCUAUUCUUCAAAAUACAGUUAAGAAAAUGCCUUAGUUACAAUACCACAGAUUCAUCUUGCUUAUUUCCUCCACCAGACCUGGAGUCAACCAAUUCUCCAAAGAACACUGAUUUCUCAUAGUGGUGAAUGGUUUUGGAAAACCCCAAUCUGGCUGCUUCAGGUGCUCAUAGCCAAUUGGCAGUCGUUGAGUCUAGACCACCUUCAGUGGACUUGGAAAGGGAUCACAACAUGUUGUUUUAAAUUACAUGUCUGUACUGUUCUAUUCUUACUUUUCACAAAAUCCUUGAUAUUUUACUAGUAUUUCUUUCAUCUUACACUGAAAAUGUUUCCCAACCAUGUUAGCAG